AUGGGGGUGAACUACUUGAUUCGAAAGGCAGCAGACGCGAAGACGUCCGUGCUCGUCAUUAGCAAGUCGGCCACCCAUGUCAACUUUGUGGUCAAGAACCUCGUGACCGUGGAGGAUCUCCUGCCGGUAGAUGGUGCCUGGGUGCCUAAGCCCGUGCCUCCGGCUGGUCGGAUGCGCGGCGAGAUGCGCCUGCGCCUGACCAAGUCCACCGAGAACGAGCUGGAGAUGGUCACCGAAUUUCCUCCCGGUGAAGGUGGUCUCUGUGACACGUUGGUUGUGGAUGAUGACGGGAACUCCUUCUCCAGAAGGGUGGUGCGUAAGCGAAGUGAUGGGACGCAAUUGGAGUGUACUCGUGUGUUCCGACGCAUGUCCUGA
Messenger RNA from Symbiodinium sp. CCMP2456, 375 nucleotides. The record is from the annotation of a GenBank genome assembly. NCBI's taxonomy places the organism in Eukaryota, Dinophyceae, Suessiales, Symbiodiniaceae.